AUGGCAAAUCCUCUGCAACAAUUCGCAAAUCAGUAUUUCAAAAGGCCAGAUUCUUGGAAAGGUCUUGCACUUUUGGCUGGAAUUAUCUUCGUAGACAGUUACUUUAUAGAUCGCGGUGUUAGAAACUACAUUUUCGGGAAGGAUGGAAAAGGAGGAGAAAUGUUGCUUUGCAAAACCAGAAUUGACCAUCAUGAAGAAGAGUACCGAGAAGCUCGCAAGAAGUGGUAUUGGCAUCAGAGAAAGGCUAAAUUCUACAUGCCUCAGGAUGUUUCUUUCAACGAUAAGCUGGAUUACAAGACUCUCAGCUACAACUACGCACACUUUAAUAAGUUCUUAGACCCUGCAGACGUCCCUAGACAUCAUGACGCAGAUGCGUUCUAUUUCAACGAACUGGAGCCUGAAGAUUAUUAUAAGUAA
This is a messenger RNA of Blepharisma stoltei, 417 nucleotides long. NCBI's taxonomy places the organism in Eukaryota, Ciliophora, Heterotrichea, Heterotrichida, Blepharismidae. The record is from the annotation of a GenBank genome assembly.